Messenger RNA from Polyodon spathula (Mississippi paddlefish), 3829 nucleotides. RefSeq names its product ras and Rab interactor 3-like. The record is from RefSeq and is a predicted model, not a curated record. Gene Ontology annotation, molecular function: small GTPase binding; guanyl-nucleotide exchange factor activity. NCBI's taxonomy places the organism in Eukaryota, Metazoa, Chordata, Actinopteri, Acipenseriformes, Polyodontidae. The coding region runs from base 388 to 3189 and encodes 933 amino acids. Gene Ontology annotation, biological process: signal transduction; vesicle-mediated transport. Gene Ontology annotation, cellular component: cytosol; endocytic vesicle. The transcript is spliced from 10 exons.
UUUGUUUGAAUAGGUCGCAAGCCAGAUUGGUCUUGUGUUUUCCGACUGUGAAAGAAAACGGGCUUUUCUCGUGGCAGCCAGCAACUUCCUCUGGAGACAAACAUUUUCCAGGAAAGCUUGCGUUAAAGGCUGACCCUUGAGCACAGCCUCUUCCUGAAAAUCCCCGUCCACACAAAUGCAGGAAGUUCAGAGAAACAAGACCACAUUGCUAACUUUCCUGUAUCAACUGGUCUGCUGUUGCUCUAACCACGACAGCACUUGAAGGCUGCCAACAGGAAGCAUAGUUGUGGGUCCUUGCUAAGAAAUAGGGUGAUGAUGGGGGCCCCUUGUCUGAUGCACAGCGUUAAAGAUUUAAUUCGUUGAAAACACUUGGAGCGCCUGUGCCACAUGAUGAUGAAAACAUCUGCGCUAGCUUUGGAAACCGGACUCCCUCCAGGGACGGCCCCAGAAGAUUAUGACCAGGGUGGCCAGGCCUGUGAACCUUCAUCUCCCAGGAAUCAGCCUCUCAUGCCUGGAAUCAGCAUCCUGGAGAAACUCAUCAAGACCUGCCCCGUGUGGCUUCAGCUAGGCAUCAGUCCUGAGAGAGCCUCCGAGAUCCUGCAGCGAGAGGGAGCUGGGAUUUUUCUGGUGAAGAAGAAUUUGAAUCUCAAGAAAAUGGUUCUUUCUGUUCGUUUCCCAGACCAGAAUGGAGCGCCACACAUCCAAGACAUUCUCAUCAAAGAAGAAAAGACAUUGCUCUAUCUGGAAGGUUCUGUCCUUGUGUUCGAUGACAUUUUUAAAUUGGUUGCCUUCUACUGUGUCAGCAGAGAUGUGCUGCCGUUUACUCUAAGCAUACCCCAGGUAAUAAAAGAGGCAACGAAGUAUGAACAUCUUGAGACUGUAUCAAGCCUUGGAUCAGAUUUCUGGGGUUCUUCCCUCAACCGAAGAGUUGAUGUUAUCAAGGGCUGUACCCUCAACAGCAGCAACAGUAGCCUUCAAGCUGGCCAGCAUUUCUCUAAUGAUGCAAGUCAAUGCUCAUGUGAGAUUGAGCUGUCCAUAGGAAAUGACAGGCUGUGGUAUGUAAAUCCUAUUUUUAUCGAAGAGUAUUGCAACAGCCUGCCUUCAACUGCACCUAUUACAAGAAGCCUGACUACUCCAAAUUCAAUGCAGCCCAGAUACAAGAGACCUCCUCCCAUACCGCCCAGAACUCGGACAGCAGGAGAGCUGUUUCCUAGCAUAAGGGAAGCUAAGGACCCAACUUCUACAGUUCCUAGCCCACAAAGGGAAGAGGUGAAAAUUGGGCAGAAUGAAGAAGGAAGCAACAGCGUGACACAAAUGGCUGCGAAGAUGGAAAGCAGCGUGGUAGAAAUCAAGCCCCAAAAUAAUUUUCGGAUACCUCCAGUUCCUCCAAGAAGGCGAUUGUCUGAAAAGUUCUCUGAAGAGGCUGCUGUCAAAGAGGAAAUUACCCUGUUAGUGGAGAAUCAAGGUGAUCAAGUACCUGUUGCUACUUUGAUCAGUAUUGAAGCCCUGCAAGAGACUGUGGAAAACAUCCCUUCUCCCAAAGGAGAGGAACUGUCUAAGUCAAGCCCAGUUAAGGAGCAGCCUGCUGUUGCACAACCUGAAAGUGUUCCUCAAAACAUUCAGGCAGUCCAGCAGACAUCUAAAAAAACAGCCCCAAUUCCCCCGCCAAGGAGGAAGAAACAAAUGAUGGCCAGUGCAAAGGGACUGAAUUCAGAGACUUCAAACUCAACAGCAACGAAAGAGCCAUCACAAAACAAACUAAACGUCUCUCCUAAAAGCUCAAGCACCCCUGCUCUGACGCGGAGGUCCUUGAAUUUGGUCGAAGUCAAGGUUUCAGACACCUCCCUCUACUCACCAGAAGGAAAUCCACCUUCUUUGGACCAUGACUCUUAUUCCACAAGCAGCACGGAAGACGAUUUUGAGCACAGACCUGCGUAUCCUGUGAAGAGACAACCCACCAUCAUGCUGGACAAGGCCAAGCAACGCCUCUCCAUGGUCAGCCUUCCCAACAUGUUCACCAUCUUCCUGUCUGCUGACCGCAAGAUCCAGAAGAAGAUCAUAGAGCUGGCACAGGAUAAGGACUCCUACUUUGGGAACCUGGUGCAGGAUUACAAAGCCUUCACCCUGGAAAGUAUGAAGAAACAUUCCUCCAGUACUGAGAUGUUGCAGGAGAUCCGGCAGAUGAUGACGCAGCUGAAGUGCUAUUUAAUACAGAGCACAGAGCUGCAGGGACUGGAGGAGACUGCUGGUUAUUCCGACGACAGAUUAGAAGCUGUCAUUGAGGCUGCGUUGUGCAAAAGCGUCCUGAAACCUCUAAAGGAGUCCAUUUACACAGGCUUGAAGGAAAUCCAUACGAAUAAUUCAUCUCUGAAGAGUCUCAAGGAGAACCAGCAAGUCGUUCUCAACACCACCACUACAGACCUGGGGGUGACCACCAGUGUGCCGGAGACCCCCGUCAUGGAGAAGAUCCAGCAGAAGUUUACAUCCAUGCACCAGGCCUACUCCCCAGAGAAGAAGAUAGCUACCCUACUGAAGACAUGCAAGAUUAUCUACGAAUCCAUGUCCAUAGGAUGCCCAGGGAAGCCGCAUGGUGCUGAUGAUUUCCUGCCAGUGCUGAUGUACGUCCUGGUCCGCAGUAACCUGCCCGCUCUGCUGCUGGAUGUGGAGUAUAUGAUGGAGCUAAUGGACCCCACGCUGCAGCUCGGAGAAGGCUCUUACUAUUUAACCACCACCUACGGUGCCCUGGAGCACAUUAAGAAUUAUGACAAGCUGGCAGUCACUCGGCAGCUCAGCCUGGAGGUCCAGGAUUCCAUUCACCGCUGGGAGCGCCGCAGAACUCUGAACAAGGCCAGAGUCUCCAGGUCGUCAGUGCAGGAUUUUAUCAACGUCUCAUUCAAUGAAGCAGGAUCCAACACGAAGACUCUGGGGACACGGCCAGACACCACGGCUCAGGACCUGUGUCGACAGUGUGCCGAGAAAUUCGAGGUCCCGGAGCCUGAGAGGUAUGGGCUCUGUGUGCUGGUGGAUGGGAUAUACCAACAACUGGGUCCACAGGAGCUGCCUCUCGCAGUCAAGGCCAUGUUCCACCACAGCGAGCCCAGGAAAGAGUAUUAUUUUGUAUACAAGCCUGUGAGCCCUGAGGAGUGGAAAAACAUCAAACCACCACUCAAAACUGAGAGCUUGAUUUGAGGACAUUCCGUGAAAGGAAUGGCUGUUUUUGGCCUCUGGUUGGUGUGAAAGAAAAGUUCUGGAGAAGUCGACAACCAAAUUGAUCUUCAGAACGUCUUCAGAUUCAAAUAAUCUUGUUGCAUGUCUUUUAUGAAGCCGGCCAGAAGGUGGAGUUUACUGACUACCAUAGUUGACUUAAUGGAUUGCUGAAGUUGUGUUGCUUGGUGAUUGGCAAAUAGCUUUAUAUUUGGUUCACAGUGGGGUGAAAGGCAUAUCUUUCAGCUGAUGUUUACAUUUAUUUACAAUGGAUAUUAUAUUUUGUCCAGGUAGGUCUUAUAAACAUUUACACAGUUUCAUCUUGGUUCUCCUUUUGUGGACAUUUUAAAAUCUCUGAAGGAGGAUAUUCAUUUUUAAGUAAAAUUUAAAGCCUAAUUACUUUGUGAGCGUGAACUAUUAGACCUCAAAGCCGUUCAUAUCCAUAGCCUUUUUAAUAUUUUUGGUUAGUUCUGUAUUUAUCUUUUUGUACUACCAUUUUUGUAUAAAUGUAUAUCUGCAAGUAUACGUUCUGUCUUUUGGAUAAGAUGCAAACUGAGGUCCUAUUGUAAGUGACUAGGCAGCUGCAGCUGUUGAUGCAUUGUUCACACCCUAGUCUCCAAGUCGG